CCUCCCUUGGUAAGAUGGCGGCGCCCAGCUGUACUGCGUCUGGCGCCUGGGUCCGGGGUACCGGCCCGCGUUUGGGGAGUCUUUUCACUCUCGUCUCUAAGCCAUUUUGUUCCACCGCUGCUGCUACUAGACCUCUGAAUGCCCAGAGACUAGCGGAGAGGCUCCGAGCCCAGAAACGGGAACAAGAGAAGAAAAAGCCGGAACCAACAAACCGUAUUCAACGGAGAGUGCAAGAACUCAUGCGGUUCACACGGCAGCUGCAGCGAGUUCACCCUAACGUCCUUGCAAAGGCACUGAGCCGAGGGAUUCUCCACCAGGACGAGGACCUUGUGGUCAUCAAUAAGCCCUACGGUCUUCCUGUCCAUGGUGGCCCUGGGGUCCAGCUCUGCAUCAGUGAUGUGCUGCCUAUCCUGGCAAAGAUGCUUCAUGGCCACAAGGCAGAGCCCUUACAUCUGUGCCACCGGCUAGACAAGGAAACCACAGGCGUAAUGGUGUUGGCUUGGGAGAAAGAUGUGGCACAUCAAGUCCAAGAGUUGUUUAGAACCCGUCAGGUGGCAAAGAAGUACUGGGCCAUCACUGUGCAUGUCCCCGUGCCCUCGGCAGGAGUCGUGGAUAUUCCCAUCAUUGAGAAGGAGGUGCAAGGCCAGCAGCAACACCACAAGAUGACGCUGUCCCCAAGCUACCGCAUGAACAGUGGUAAGAUGGUCAAAGUACGGACCAACCGGAAUGCCCACAUUGCCAUGACACAGUACCAGGUGCUCAGCAGCACUCUGUCCUCUGCCCUCGUGGAGCUCCAGCCUGUAACUGGAGUGAAACAUCAACUUCGAGUUCACCUGUCUUUUGGAUUGGAUUGCCCAGUCCUUGGUGAUCACAAGUACUCAGACUGGAAUAGAUUGGCCCCUCAGAAGCUUCCUGUUGGCAUUCUGAAGAAGUUGGGGCUGGAACAGUCAAAGGCCCGCCACAUCCCCCUUCAUCUGCAUGCCCGGCAGUUGGUGCUGCCUGCCCUGGGGUCCAGGAAGGAGGAACUCCAUUUGGUCUGUAGGCUUCCUCACUUCUUUGCACGUUCUCUGCGUCGUCUGGGUUUAGAGAUUCCAAAUCAAGAUCAAAUUGGGGACAAUGAAGCCAGGCAUCUGAGAGCACAGUGAAGACUGUUUGGCCCCUGAACUCUGCUUUGUUUCGUGGACUGUUGUAACUUCUCACUUGGAACAGACUCCAGAAGAGCCUGGUGGCAUAAAUUGAAGAAACUCAGCUGUGUCAGGGCUUUUAAUGGAGAAUAAAAUCUAUUCACUGAGAGCUUGAGCGUUCUAUGAAAAAGCCUGCUGGAAAUCUCCCCACCACAGGGUCUCCUUGCCAAGAUGCAAGAGAGCCCAGGACCAGGGCGAUUGGUACAGUAAUGGAAAAAAGGAGAACUAAAGGACAAAAUCUAUGGUCAGGAAUUGUUUUCAUCCCACAUCUUGAGCUAUCAGGGAGAUUCUUGUCAUUGUAAAGAACAUAAUGGUUAAACACAUUUACGGAAUCCAGAAUUCUUUCUGGCUAUCAAUGAAGUCCUCACUGUACUAGUGAUUAUGGAAUCCAGGAAGGGAGUGUUCAGGGUCUGGAUGGGGUGGGCUUUUGAUAAGAAAGCAGGUGUAAAUGGCAGGCAGCUAACAAAUGAGUGAAGCUGCCAGGAUGUAAGGCAGUGGUGGGGACAAACCUAGGAGUUUCGUUUUUUGAUACUAGGGAUUGAAACCAGCGGCGAUUAAGCACUGAGCCACACCC
Messenger RNA from Urocitellus parryii (Arctic ground squirrel), 1758 nucleotides. It is a transcript of the gene Rpusd4, whose product is annotated as RNA pseudouridine synthase D4. Gene Ontology annotation, molecular function: pseudouridine synthase activity; RNA binding. NCBI's taxonomy places the organism in Eukaryota, Metazoa, Chordata, Mammalia, Rodentia, Sciuridae. Gene Ontology annotation, biological process: pseudouridine synthesis. The record is from RefSeq and is a predicted model, not a curated record.